AUGGACGAAAAGAGAGAAGAUGGGCGUUCAGCGACUCAGCUGAGACCACUGAGUUGUACUCGUAGCGUUCUCAACCGUGCCCAUGGCUCUGCUAGUUUUUCUCAAGGGGAAACCAAAAUUCUUGCUGCAGUUUAUGGGCCAAAGGCUGGGACAAAGAAAAAUGAGAAUCCGGAAAAAGCUUGUAUUGAAGUCAUUUGGAAGCCCAAAUCUGGCCAAAUUGGGAAAGCAGAAAAGGAGUAUGAGAUGAUACUAAAAAGAACUUUGCAAAAUAUCUGCCUUUUGAAUGUUCACCCAAAUACCACCACAUCGAUCAUUAUCCAGGUUGUUAAUGAUGAUGGUUCGCUUCUCCCAUGUGCCAUAAAUGCAGCAUGUUCUGCCCUUGUAGAUGCUGGAAUUCCCUUGAAAUAUCUUGCGGUUGCCAUAAGUUGUUGUCUAUCGAAACAUGAAUAUUGUAUAUUGGAUCCCAACAAGCUAGAAGAAGAGAAAAUGAAGGCACUGGUAUCUUUAGUUUUCCGAAACUCGAUCCUGUCUGUAUGUGACGAAGAAUCUAAGCAAGAAGGAGAAUCAAUUGAAAAUGGAAUGAUCACAUCUGUUACUCAUGGUGUAAUGACAGUGAACAAUUACUUUCAGUGUCUGGAACAAGGGCACGCUGCGAUUAAGCCGCUAUCUAAUUUUCUUAGGAAAAAGUUGCAGUGGAAGGUACAAAGUGAUGUAUCUGUACCCGGCUGA
This is a messenger RNA of Fraxinus pennsylvanica, 729 nucleotides long. Lineage: Eukaryota; Viridiplantae; Streptophyta; Magnoliopsida; Lamiales; Oleaceae. The record is from the annotation of a GenBank genome assembly.